CCUUACUGAAAAUUUGUAAACUUCCGAUCACAAGAUGGCAAGCGAUACUUGGUUAAAAGACUAUGAAGCCUGUGCUAGUGUUGGACAGGAACUUAUGGUUUUGAUCAAUGAUAGAAAUAAAAAUGGUCGCACAAGUUCUACAUACACAAAGCUGUCAGCACAAAUAAGAGUUAAACUGAAAACAUUCUCAAAUGAAGUCAACAAGCUGAAACAGAAUUUAAUAAGAGCAUCAUCAUCAUAUCAUAUAACACAGAGAGAAGUUGAACGUAGACAGAUGUUGAUUGAUAAUUUAAUUACUAAAGAAAAACAGAUCAAUGAAGCUUUUAAAAAUGAAGGUAGUACGUCUAGCAAUAAGCUGAUGGGUACCGAUACUUUUGGUAGUAAUGAUCCUUGGGGUGUAAGAGAUGAACCUGAAGACUUCCAGGGAAGAUCCAAUACUGAAGUUAGAUCACAACAGCAGCAAAUUAUUCAACAACAAGACAGAGGUCUAGAAUCACUUUCUCAUGUUAUCACUCGGCAGAAACAAAUGGCCAUAGAUAUAGGUGAUGAAGUAGAUAGUCAGAAUAUAUUAAUUGAUGACAUAGGAGAGCAUAUGGAUAGAACUGGUGAAAGAUUAAUAAAAGAAACAAGACAUAUAAAAAUUGUAGAUCGAAAGUCAAAUACAUGUGGAUACUGGGUAGCCAUUGUGUUGUUGUUUAUUGCUAUAAUAGUCAUUGUUGCUGUGCCAUACCAUAACAAAUAAAGAUUGGUUGCAUAAAGAGUUAGAUGGAACUAUGCAGAGCUUUAUCCAAAAUAGUGCAAUUAAAAAACAAACUACAUUAUAAAGGACCAAAUUAUGAAUGUGAUAACUAUUGUUUUAUAAUUCAUAUGUGUAAUAUAAUUUAUUAUUUUAAA
Messenger RNA from Mytilus californianus (California mussel), 894 nucleotides. Its product is annotated as syntaxin-8-like. Lineage: Eukaryota; Metazoa; Mollusca; Bivalvia; Mytilida; Mytilidae. The coding region runs from base 35 to 742 and encodes 235 amino acids. Gene Ontology annotation, cellular component: SNARE complex; endomembrane system. The transcript has 9 exons. Gene Ontology annotation, molecular function: SNARE binding; SNAP receptor activity. The record is from RefSeq and is a predicted model, not a curated record. Gene Ontology annotation, biological process: vesicle fusion; intracellular protein transport.